Planococcus citri (citrus mealybug) is the source of this 1801-nucleotide messenger RNA. Its product is annotated as ras-related and estrogen-regulated growth inhibitor-like. The transcript has 6 exons. The record is from RefSeq and is a predicted model, not a curated record. Bases 338 to 1042 code for a protein of 234 amino acids. Lineage: Eukaryota; Metazoa; Arthropoda; Insecta; Hemiptera; Pseudococcidae. Gene Ontology annotation, molecular function: GTPase activity; GTP binding.
GCUGCCGUAGGUGGUCUGCACGAGUACACGUGCUCAUGCCGGUGCUUAGACGCAGGCGCCAAACGUGUCCAAUGUAUUGUAUAGUGUUAGUCUCGAUCGCAAUACUAGUUACACUUCGCAAUUAUUUCACUUGUUCACUUGAGUCGUACCUUGUCUAGUAGACGGUGGCAUACUUGUGCUUUUAAUAUUUACGUAAAAAUACGACGUGUAAACGUAAAGUAUUUGUUUAUAGUGCGUUAAAACGUUGAUUUUUAAUCAAUUUUCGCGAGUUUUAUUCACUUCGAACAUUUUUCUGGAGUUCUAUUUUGUCCUUUAUUUGGUAAAAUUAAAUUAAUAAAUGAAGACGGAAACGGAGAAAAGCACGACAAAUUUAACUCGCGUCAGGAUCGCCGUUUUGGGUAAAGUCAAUGUGGGAAAAUCAGCUCUGACCGUUCGAUUUCUAACACGAAGAUAUAUUGGAGAAUAUCGUUCAAAUACUGAUCUCUUAUACAGGCAAACUGUUACUAUCAAUAAUACACCCUUGGAAGUGGAAAUAAUUGAUGUGUCCGGAGAAACGAGAGACUGUAUUUUACCCGAAGAACAAGUUCAGUGGUCCGAUGGCUGUAUUAUAGUGUAUUCAAUCACUGACAGAGAUUCUUUUAAUUACGCAUUAGAUACUCUGGAAAAUCUUCACAAAAUGCGAUCAUCGAUACAAAUCCCGAUAACGUUGCUGGGGAAUAAAGCUGAUCUCGAACAUUUACGAAAGGUUGAUGUCAAAGAAGGUAGAAAUAUCGCCGCACAAUAUGGUUGUCAAUUUUACGAAGCCUCGGUGGCUGAAAAUAGCAAUGAACUGUACCAAGCAUUCGAAGCGAUCAUGAAUGAAUUGAAAUGUACCAGUAGUAAUAACACAAAUGGUAUCGGCAGACUGCGGAAAUUCUCAGUGACCAAAAUGAUUGGAACGUUGAUAGGAAAAGAAUCGAAUAAGAAUCAUCAACAUAUGCAAGGUGGCACCGUGAUGGUGAUACAGAGAUCAGAUCUGCAUAAAAGUCGAGAUACUAAAUAAAAAACCUGAUAUCAAAAAAUUGUCGUCUUGAACUGUGGAAGGAAAAAAAAUCAUCGAAGGUUUCAUUGAAUAAUAGCAAGUUUUGUGAUCGAAAUGACUGAAUAUGUUAUCGAUUACUUCAACUAUUCCAUUGUAUCGUAUCGUUUUUUUAAUUUCCUGUUUCCAUUAUUUGUAAAUGUACUGUUUUUAAUGUUUUCUCUCGCGAACAUUGUAAACGAAUAGAAAAUUAGCGAAUGAGAUGUGAAACUAUCGAAGGUGUACCAUACGAGUAGGUAAUUCUAUCGCCGAUAUGAAAUGUACCCGCGCAGAAUAAGUAAGAAGUGUUUCAUUUGUAAAAGUGUGUGUUAUUUUUAACUCGCGUCUUUAAUGUUUUUUCAAACAGUAGGCGUUUCGUUUGAGUGUUUUACGCCAAAAACUUUUGUAUAUCGAAUUUUGUUUAAGUUUCCAUGCAUGAAAGGGUCUUUAAAAGUGAACGCGGUGCGGCGCUGCAACGUAUAAUAUGUAUGUAUAUGUAUUGCAGGAUAUUCAAAAGUACGAAUACUAAAUGCCUACCUAUCCAUUCUUUGUGUUGUGUGUAUACUUUAUUUUGCUUUCAUCAUUGUAUAAUAGUUUUUGUGUUGGCUGUGAUUAUAUUUCUUUUUGAACAUUCUUCAUGUAAAUUAGUUUUAGUGUUUGAUUUUCGGAGUGCGUGUUUUAUUAUGUUUUCUACAACCUGUACUUGAUGUAAGAUUUAUGUUAAAUACAAAAGUUGGUCAAGUA